Messenger RNA from Leptinotarsa decemlineata (Colorado potato beetle), 801 nucleotides. RefSeq lists its product as uncharacterized. The record is from RefSeq and is a predicted model, not a curated record. Gene Ontology annotation, cellular component: membrane. NCBI's taxonomy places the organism in Eukaryota, Metazoa, Arthropoda, Insecta, Coleoptera, Chrysomelidae.
AAUUCAUUCCAGUCCAGUACUUCAAUUAGUGCCACACGAUGAAUAAUUCGAUAAUCUUUGCAGUAGUUCUUUUGACGAGUUCGGUUUACGCCGAUCAAUCUGCUGUCGAACUUUUCCAGGAUGUUUAUCGGGCAUGUCUUCAACAAUUCAGUAUUGCUUGUGUAAAACCAAGAACACUGAAAUGGAUAAAUGCAGUUGCUGAAAAGAAUUCUAUCAGAAUUACUGAAGAUUUAGUUUUAGUCAAAAAAUAUAGUCCUGAAGUCCAGGAGAAUAGAAACUUACAGAAAGACAUUCUGGAAAAGUUCGAAGAUUUUUUGCAGUCUCAUGAUAUUGUAGUCAGUGCCCCAGCUUUACUUCAACCUGACGGUCCUUUGGGAAAAUAUGUACCAAGAACCUUCCAACCGACUGAUAUAACUGUACCCUUGGCGACCACAGGUCGAUCUUCAAAACUGGUCAAAAAAGUUAUUUUCCCGUUCCUUUUGGGUCUUAAAUUCAAGACUGCUGUUUUGGUACCUCUUGCCUUAGCUCUGAUAGCAUUGAAAACUUGGAAGGCUCUAACUCUAGCGCUACUGUCACUGGUUCUUACUGGAGCUAUCGCUAUGUUUUCGAAAUUCAUUGGACCAAAGGUACCGACUUACGAAGUAAUACAUUACCCACAUCAUCCCGUGCAUGUAGAUUAUGAUCACAUCGAUGUAGUACCUGCACCUGCAGUAUCAUAUGGUCAUCCUGUAUAUGCUGCUAGAGCUUUUGAUGAACAACAGUUGGCCUACACUCCGCAAUCGAACUAAAACCGUGAAUGCU